CAGAACGAGAAAACGGGUCCAGUCCAGGCAUAGCGAUAUUCAUACUUAGUAGCAACAGCGACAGCAGGGUUUGUGGAGGAUGGUGUUGCUGUUGCGUUAACAGGCUGGAUGCCGGUAUGUGCGGCCGCCUCAGCCGCAGAUGAAACGCUUGGCUGCGAUGAACAGCUCGCAGCCUCGGCUCUCUGGGCGUCCAUCCGCUGAUGAAGGCGAGCCGGCGUGGUGAGGUCAGGCGCUGCAGCUGGUUGGAGGAGCUGGCUUUGCUGCAGCAGCGGAGGAUGUGAGCAGCAGCGUGCCGCGGUGCUGCAGGUUUAUGGGUCCAGGCUGUGGACGAGCUGCUGGCUUUUCUCACUUUCUGUCUCUGCAUCUUGAAGCGAUUGGACUGAACUGAGUCGCAGACAUUUCGCGGGAUGAACGGCUCUCUGCUGACUCCGCCCAGCCCACGGGCUUCUGGCCCCUCCCCCUUGCCCCCUUCGCCCUCCCCGUCACCGCCGUCGCCCUCCCUGCUGCCGUUGUCCUCCAGGCCGGCCCCCCUGGCCCCCCUUGUGAGCCCGCCAGCCCCGCCGUCCUCCCUGUCUGACACGCCCACACCGUCCCCCUCGCCGUCCCUCAGCUGGACCGAAUUCUGUGAGCUCCAUGCGCGUGUCGCUGCCGGAGACUUUGCGCGCCACUUCCGGGCGUUUCUCCUGGAGAACCCGCACUACAGCGCGGACUCGGCGGCAGCUUUCUGCCGCCGCUUCACCGACCGCUUCAUCCGCCACUUCCAGAGCGAGCUGGAGGGGGCGCUGCCUCCAAGCGGAGCCGUGGGACGUGACGAGAUGAUGAGCUGGGCUCCUCCAUCCGACGCCACCUCCCUGGAAGAGGAGGCGGUCUCGCCGCUGGCGGGACCCGAGGGCCCGGCGCUCCCACUUCCCUCCGGCGCGGCGCGGGGGACGUCCAGGCCGGCGCCGUCCCGGCUGGUGCUGGAGAACCGCAGCAGCGACCGCUUCCAGGACUCCUACGCCCAGGGCCAAGUGCUGCCGCCGUCCUCGUCGUCGUCCUGCUGCUCCUCGGUGGGAGGGAACAACGGGAGGCGGGAGGAGCGCGGCGCCCCUCCGGGCCCCGGGAACGGCGAAGCGCCGGCAGAGGAGGAGGAAGACGGCUGGGUCGGAGCGGCUUCGGCCGGUGACGGCGCGGAGCUCGACGAGUCAUCUGAGGCGGAUCACACUUUGCAUCUCCCUCCCUGCUCCGUCACUCCGCCGCCCGACUCCAAAGGCAACGGCACACCCAACUCCUCCAAGAACAAGCUGAAGAAGCGCUUCUCCCUGCGCAGCGUGGGGCGCAGCGUGCGCGGCAGCGUGCGCGGCAUUCUGCACUGGAGGAGCGCCUCCAGCGAUGCGGCGCAGAGCCCGCUGCCCUCCAGCUACAGCUACACCCUGGGCGUCCAGGACUCCGGCGGCGCCAAGAGAAGCGCCGCCACGCAGCCCCCGACGCCCACCUCCUCCAUGCCCGUGUCCCUGUCUAUGCCCCUCUCCCUUCCUCACUCCUCCUCUUCCUCCCUGCCGCCCUCGUCCUCCAGCAGCGCCACCUCGCUGUCUCUCUCCGAGACGGCGCGUGAUCGCCGGCGGAGCAACGGCGAGGGAGGCGAGAAGGACAAGUGGAGCCACCGGCUGGAGAAACUCAGGCUGUCGCGCUCGCCACCGCCCAUCUUCACGCAGAACCCCCAACCCGGCUCCAACUCGCUGCCCCCCAGCAGCGCCGCCGCCCUGGGCCCCCCCAGGAAGGUGGGCCGUCUGGUGCGGGAGGGAGGGGUGAGCGUCAGCUCCUCCAGCGACGAGCUGGGCGGCAGCCACGGCUUCUCCGGCUUCUCCUUCGGACUGCUGCAUCACGGCGCAGAGAGCAACAGCACGGCCCAGCCGGGGGCCCAGCCGGGGGCCCAGGCCGGCCCGGUGCCGCCCCUGGCCAGCGGGAUCACCGUCCCCUGGAGGGGGGGCCGCUGGCACAAAUGUCGUUUGGUCCUGAGAGAGCGAGACCGAGAAGGGGGCGAGCGAGGAGAGGAGUACUACCUGGAGUUCUUCAUCCCCCCAAAGGCCUCCAAGCCGCGGCUGACCGUUCCCUGCUUCUCCAUCCUGGACGUGAGGAGCACCACGGCGCUGGAAGUCCCGGACAAGGAGAACACCUUCCUGCUGCAGCUGGACGGGUCGGCCCAGUACGUGAUCGAAACCCGAGACGCUGUGCAGAUGAGAGCUUGGCUGAGUGACAUCAGGAACGCCAUUUGUCUCAGCGAGCAGGAGGACGCUGAAGGGGCGUGUCCGGCUUCGCUGGACGUCAGUGGAACGCCAGAGAUCGGCGAGCGUCUUUCACAAGUCUGCUACGGAGGGAUCGGAGGCUCCUCCCCUCUCAUGGAUCCACUUCCUCCAGAACUUCCACCUCGAGCGCCACUGGACGAGCCGGAUGGCAGAAAUUUCGGGGGGGUCGGCGCUGGUCUGGGCACACCUUUUGCUGAGACGCCAGAAGCGACAGGGUCGUUCCUGUUCUCUGACGCGGUGACCUCCGAGGCCGUGGAGCACCCGCUCAGCGAGUGCCAGUGGUUCCACGGCACCCUGUCGCGUCUCAAGGCGGCCCAGCUGGUUCUGGCCGGAGGCCCGGCGAGCCACGGCGUCUUCCUGGUCCGACAGAGCGAGACGCGGCGGGGAGAGUACGUCCUCACCUUCAACUUUCAGGGCAAGGCCAAGCACCUCCGUCUGUCCCUGAACGAGGACGGCCAGUGCCGGGUCCAGCACCUCUGGUUCCAGUCCAUCUUUGACAUGUUGGAGCACUUCCGGGUCCAUCCCAUUCCCCUGGAGUCGGGCGGCGCCUCUGAUGUCACGCUCAUCAGCUUCGUGGGAGCCACGGCGGUCCGACAGCCAGACUCGACCAGCAGACCCCGUAGCCCCCCCCAGGCCCCGCCGCUGCCGCCGGGACGCCCGGCGCCACCGACCCCCCCGCAGGAGAGAGGAUCUGAGGCGGAGCCGGCGGUGGGAAGCGGCGGGCCGGCGGAGGACUGGGAGGACACGCCCCUCCGGCCGCUGGACGCCGCCGAGGGCGAGGAGCGGGACGGGGCGAGGGCGCCGCGCGCCGUCGACAACCAGUACUCCUUCUUCUGAGGCGGCGGCCAUCUUGGGGGGUUCUAACACUAAUCGAGGCCGACAGGUGACACACUAACGAGCGGUGCCGCCGGCCCGAUUGGCCACUCCGCCUCGCAGAACCUUCUGGACACUACGACUGAAACUCGAGCCUGUGGAGCCAGCAGGACCAGAACCUCACACAGUUCUGCCCAGACAGCCAAACAUACGCUACAGAACCUGAACCUUACACCGCCCCCGGAACCGGCCCAGUUCUGUCCGGCGCCUGCAAUCUGUUAGAGGUCCAGACGGGCAGUUCUCCGGAGCCUGCUUCAGAUUACAGAACCAUUCAACCCAGUAAAAGGUUCUGAACCCAAACAGAUCCCUGAAAUGUCCCAAAGAUGACCCAGUUCCUCAGAGACCCAAAGGUCAAGGGUCAGAUCUCCAGGAUGUUCUUCACCUGCUGGAGAUCCAACAUGACCCAGAUUACCGGUUCUGAGCCCCAUUCUGGACUCAUGGUGGGUUUUUGACCUUUGACCCCUCGUCUGGACCCGACUGAAGGUCACAGGAAGGGAAACGGGGAAGUUCAGGAUGUUUUAAUCCAGGAUCUGGAGUUAAUCUGUUCAGAUUAGGUUGGAUUAAGGUGGAAGCUGGGUGGGUCAGGACCGGUCCUGAUCACAAUAGCCUGGCUGGCUUAUGUGACCUCUGACCCCUUCUACAUUACCACUACUGACAGAACCAACACUAAUGACCCACUGACAUGUUGGUGGUUCUGCUGCCUCCUCUGACGGGUCCAAAUGAACCAGCUUCAUCUGGUUCCCAGGCCUCUGGGCCCAUCAGAUGUUCGCCUGAUGCUUCAGUCACCGGGGGAACUUUCCACUGGAGUCUUAAGGUCCAGAUAGGAGGGGUUCGGCCUCAUCGCCAUGGUAACGGCACCCUGGGACGAGUGUGGUGAAAGCAGCGGUUCUGGAAUACGCACAUGAACCGGAUCCCUCUGAGCUCUGGUUCUCCUCAGGGCGAGCCUGACUCGGUUCCAUCAGAACCAUCAUUCAGGGUCUAACUGGGUCACAGGCUUUUGACCCAGUUUCAUUCUGAUUCCUUUUCCGGUUUCUUUACAAUCCCAGUUAGAGGCGGCGGCGCGUCUGCAAGGCGUCUGCCGGGCGUCUGUCGGGCGUCUGCAGGGCAUCUGUCGGGCGUCUGCAAGGCGUCUGCGGGGCGUCUGUCGGGCGUCUGCAGGGCGUCUGCAGGGCGUCUGCAGGGCGUCUGUUGGGCGUCUGUCGGGUGUCUGCGGGGCGUCUGCAAGGCGUCUGCGGGGCGUCUGCAAGGCGUCUGUCGGGUGUCUGCACGGCGUCUGCGGGGCGUCUGCAAGGCGUCUGUCGGGUGUCUGCACGGCGUCUGCGGGGCGUCUGCAGGGCGUCUGUCGGGCGUCUGCAGGGCGUCUGUCGGGCGUCUGCGGGGCGUCUGCAGGGCGUCUGUCGGGCGUCUGCAGGGCGUCUGUCGGGCGUCUGCAAGGCGUCUGCAAGGCGUCUGCGGGGCGUCUGCAAGGCGUCUGCAAGGCGUCUGCAGGGCGUCUGUCGGGCGUCUGCAGGGCGUCUGUCGGGCGUCUGCAAGGCGUCUGCGGGGCGUCUGCAGGGCGUCUGCGGGGCGUCUGCAGGGCGUCUGUCGGGCGUCUGCAGGGCGUCUGUCGGGCGUCUGUCGGGCGUCUGCAGGGCGUCUGCAAGGCGUCUGCAGGGCGUCUGCAAGGCGUUUGCAGGGCGUCUGCAGGGCGUCUGCAAGGCGUCUGUCGGGCGUCUGCAAGGCGUCUGCAAGGCGUCUGUCGGGCGUCUGGUGCAGAAGCUCUCCAGAACAAUCCCCUCCAGAUGUCGUCGCUUGUCCUGGUUUUGUUUUGGAACAAGCCGAGCAAUAAGUCACUUUAUCCAGAUGAGACCGAUUCCUGACAGGAAAUUGCAUCACUUGUAAAGUCCAGCUGUGAUUGGCUGGAACCAGGGCGCUGUGUAAGGUUUUGGGUCUGGAGUGGGAUGGAACCAUUUACCUCAGCCCAGUCAGAGAAGCGCAGACAGAAUGAUGACCGUAAUAAUAACGAUGGUCAGGUGAAUAGUAUUAAAGCUUUCUAGUUUGAUUUUCUGACUCCGUCUCCAUCUCAGCUCUGAUGUCUUUGUGCCUUUUUUCAUUUUGGGGACAAACGAUGAACAGAGCUGCUGGCGCCCCCUGGUGUUUUCCUGCUGUCCUCCUCAUCAACACUUCUAGAACAUUUCAGAUAACUUAUUUCUAGUUGUGCCUUUCUAUGUCUGUCUGCUCAUCCGCCUGCGACGCCUUUCCGCUGUCCUCCAUGUCUUUGUCCUCGUCUCAGUUGGAAGACUCUUCGUGCCUUUCUCUCUCUUUUCUCUCUUUGCUGGGACCGUUUGUUGAGGACAGACUGUCCUGUGUGGUUAGUUUCAGGUACUACAUCAAUUUUAAUGAUAUAAUAUAAAUAUAGUGAAACAUUCAA
Messenger RNA from Poeciliopsis prolifica (blackstripe livebearer), 5568 nucleotides. It is a transcript of the gene sh2b1, whose product is annotated as SH2B adaptor protein 1. The record is from RefSeq and is a predicted model, not a curated record. Gene Ontology annotation, cellular component: plasma membrane. Gene Ontology annotation, molecular function: transmembrane receptor protein tyrosine kinase adaptor activity. The coding region runs from base 408 to 3122 and encodes 904 amino acids. Gene Ontology annotation, biological process: intracellular signal transduction. The transcript has 9 exons. NCBI's taxonomy places the organism in Eukaryota, Metazoa, Chordata, Actinopteri, Cyprinodontiformes, Poeciliidae.